Molecule: messenger RNA, 2080 nt
Organism: Seminavis robusta
Lineage: Eukaryota; Bacillariophyta; Bacillariophyceae; Naviculales; Naviculaceae
Source: the annotation of a GenBank genome assembly
CAGAGUAGCCUUUUAAAAAAAAAUAGACAUUUGAUUUUUUCUUUCUCGCACGGACAUAGUGGCUGGAACGACCAUUACCCCAACCCCGCUUCCUUGGGUACAGGUAACUCCAAAUGACGUCAUAUUGUACGUGAAUCGAUCAGUCCCCGGUUUCUCACCCCUUCAAGCGUUCCCACAGCCAUCACUUUUUGGAUCCGUUUCCUUGCACUCUCUCAUUUUCCUGAAUAGAGGGCUCCUGUGAAGCGAAUCUCACAUCACACUACAUACAUAUCAUCUUCUCUGAUCACUAUUACACUAUCGAGCAACCAUGAGCAACGCUGAUAAAUUCCUAGAAGCAGCCGCGACCUUUCCAGAGGAUGCCCUGCCAGAUCAUCGUGUCUACGAACAUCCGUUGGUCCAACGGUAUGCUACCAAGGAAAUGUCCUUUAUUUGGUCCCCAGCCAAAAAGUUUACCACAUGGCGGCAGCUCUGGACGGCCUUGGCCACGGCGGAACAAGAGUUGGGGAUAGAUAUUACCGAUGAGCAAUUGGAAGAAAUGAGGAAAUUUCUGUUUGAUAUUGACAUGGAAACUGCCAAUGCCAAGGAAGCCGAAUUUCGCCACGAUGUCAUGGGACACGUUCAUGCCUUUGGGAGUCAGGCGACCAAGGCCAUGCCCGUCAUUCAUCUCGGUGCUACCAGUUGUUAUGUCGGAGACAAUACCGAUCUGGUGCAGAUUCGAGAUUCCCUCCAACUCAUUCAACGAAAAUUGGUACAAACCCUGGAUACCCUGCAGAAAUUUGCUCAACAAUACAAGGAUUUGCCGACUCUUGGAUUCACUCAUUAUCAACCCGCGCAGUUGACCACCGUUGGCAAACGAUGCACUCUGUGGAUGCAAGACCUACUGCUCGAUCUCGAACGAGUCACACGCGAAAUUGACGAAUUGCCCAUGCGAGGUGUCAAGGGAACCACGGGAACCCAGGCGUCCUUUUUGGAACUCUUUGAUGGUGACCACGACAAGGUCAAACAACUCAACAAACGAGUCUGUGAACUCAUGAAUUUCAAAAAAGCCAUUCCCGUGUCGGGACAAACCUAUACGCGCAAAAUUGAUUUCAAUGUCUUGAGCUUGUUAUCGGGCAUUGCCCAAUCGGCCUACAAAAUGUGCGGUGACAUUCGUCUCUUGGCCAAUUUAAAGGAAGUGGAAGAACCCUUUGCCAAGACACAAAUUGGAAGUUCCGCCAUGGCGUACAAACGCAAUCCCAUGCGGUCCGAACGAGUCUGUUCUCUCAGUCGUUAUGUCAUGGGUUUGCCCAAUGCCGCCGCCCAUACGCACGCGUCGCAAUGGUUCGAACGGACACUGGAUGAUUCCGCCAUUCGGCGCAUUGUUCUGCCAGAAGGAUUCCUGGCGGUAGAUGUCAUUUUGAAUUUGCUAAACAAUAUCGGUGAUGGAUUGCAUGUCUGGCCCAAUGUCGUCAAGAAACAUGUCAUGGAAGAGUUGCCCUUUAUGGCCACUGAAGUUAUUCUCAUGGAAUGUGUCAAGGCCGGUGGCGAUCGCCAGGAACUCCACGAAGCCAUUCGGGUCUAUUCCAUGGAGGCGGGUGCUGUCGUCAAGGGAGAGGGAAAGCCCAAUGAUCUCAUGACACGGAUUGCCAAGGACCCACUCUUCAAGGCCGUUCAUGCCAAGUUGGAUACCCUGAUUGAUCCCAUUCUCUUUGUGGGACGGGCUCCACAGCAGGUGGAUGAGUUUCUAGAGGAUGAAAUCAAACCCGUCUUGGAAACACACAAGAGUCUCUUGUCGGUGGAAAGUGUGGAUGGUGUCAAUGUGUGAGUGAGCGGGAGAGAACCAAUGGAUGGCUAGCUUACUUGUUUUUCGAUAAGAAGUCAGCAGGAUGCACAAUAAUUUGCUUCUGUCUGUAACGUAGUGUUGCACUACAAUCAUUUCUGGGUGCUCACACUCUGUACGACAGGACGCGAGGAAUACCGGUACUAGUACAUCGUGCAUGCAUUAAUGAUAUUCAGGCGGCAGCUUGGGCGCAGCUACACUGCAGUACAGUAGCUGCCUUAGCAAGGUAAAGGUGUCUGCUAGCAAAUUACACGUAUUGUU